CCUUGCUGACUAAAUUUUGCGUUUUCGUUAAAUUUAGUUCAGUGAAAAUUAUGAAAAUAGGCUGAAAGGAAAGGGUACUGGAUAUACUCUUGAAUCGCCUAAUGUACUUUUUACGGGCAUUACGCAUUUUAUGCGCUUUUACACAUUAAGUGCAGGACAUUUUGUUGCACUUUGCAUAUGCACCACUAAUACUGUUUUUAGGUGACACAUGUUCAGCGCAUUUUUUGUUCGGUAAUGCGCCUUAAUUGCAAAAUGUACUACUUUAUGUGCGAUAAUAGCACUUUCUUCUCUGCUCGGGCCAGCAAUAUUUAACAUUCAAAAACAUUUUAAGGAAUUCUCCAGACUACAGCUGUCACAGCUGCAAUGCCCUCCGGGCGCAGUCGACAGAGAAGACAGAGUCGAGACCGCCGGGCCGAGCCGAACUCCCGACCCCCGCUUCGGUCACUUCGGGUGGCUCCUAUACAGCUCCCGUGUGCUCCUCCGCGAUUUUUCAUUCAUUGCGCGAGAGCUCGAUAGAGCCGUUGAAUCUCGAUCACUUGUUCGAGGGGAAAAACUGCCCUGAAACUGAAACCCACUGAAACACAGAGUUGUUUUCCUUGACUUCUCCUGCAAACUGCCGUCUUUUCCCCAGUACUCUCAAGUGUCUUAUAAUCCUAUAUCGAGUUCGCGAUCUUGUGGCGCCGCCUCUCCGGGAGACCGCACAAUCACCCUCAACAUAAGAAAACCGAAGCGGACGCUGCCCCUGCAGUCGUUGGACAGCGACCCGACCCAAAUGUGCCUGCGAGCGGCCGCGACAGCCUCGGCGACAGCCCUCACGACGGCCUGCCCCUAGCCAUGGCCGCGCAAGAGCUUGUCGUGACCCUCUCCAAGCAGAAUGACAGCGCGGGGCUCGGCUUCUCGCUGCUGGGGCUGUCAGGCCUGCCGCACGUCAUAUACGACAUCGUCGAGCACUCGGCCGCGGCCGACAGUGGCCAGGUUGAAGCUGGUGACAUUAUAUUACGAGUAAAUGAUGCAGAUGUCAGCAGACUGACAACCAAAGAAGUUCUGAAAUGUGUAAGGCUGUCUAAAGACCCAGUUCGUUUGACAUUAAAAAGGGACCCAGUUCUCAAGGCAAAAGUUUUAUGUCAUAUUACAUCACCUCAUGCACAAGAUGCUGAAGAUCUGUGUGAGCUUAUAUCAUCUACAUCAUCUUCAUCAUCGUCAUCAACAUCUUCCCCAUCUUUUAGAAGCAGUAAAAUACCCCGCCCUAAACAUGGAUUGAAGCACAACAAUGGGAGUGCAAUACCCACUAGAACUUCUGGUUCCUCGGUCACAAGCCCUGUCUUGAAAGAGCGUAAUGGUGGAGAUACUCGUAAGAAUGCUGUUUCCUCUAGUGACAAAAAUGAAGUUGUGUGGGAGCCUUUAGGUGGACCUGCUGAAAAGUUGGAUAAAUCUGGUCCUCCACGUUUUGAAGCAUAUAUGAUGACCGGGGACUUGAUAUUAAACCUGUCUCGCACACAGCAGUCUUCUGUCUUACCUAAACAAAAUAAAAAAGUUGAUAGUUUAUUGCUCCGGCACCACCAUAAUUAUCAGAAUCAUCGUCACAAUUCUGUUCCAACUUCUCCUAAUGAAAGUGACCUGGGUAUUAAAGGCCACAAGUUGGAUUCCCCAACUUGCAAUUCUGCAGGCACCUCACCCGUUGGUGCAAGCAAACAUGAGCUAUUUCAGGAACAUGCCAGUUCUACAUGCAGUUCAGGCAAACUACUUACCUAUCAUAAUUCAGUUCGCACUUCUCGUUCUGAAGAUCAACUUCAGAAAGAUUCCUCGAUUUCAACUGUUGAUAUAGAUAUUGAUGAAGAUGUUACUUCAUCUCUCAAUACCCUUCUGGAUACCAAAUCAGAAAGCAACCAGAGUUGUGAAAAUGAAUGUUUUAAAAAUAGAUUUGAUAGAUUUGAAAACAAUACAAAGGGUGAUGAACAAAGUCCUGUCUUGGAUCACAAAGAAAAUAUUCACCACUGUAAAGAGGAUACUAAAACCAACAACUCUACCACUAAUCACAAUUCAAAAGAAGAACAUCAGACUGUUUUUGCUCAAAGUCUACAAUCAAGUGAUGGAGACAGGCAAAAACAGGGGUACAGUUUAAUGAGUCAACCUGAUUCCACCAUAAUUGAACAAAGCUGUAGAGCUUUUAAGGGUGAAUCUCACAAUGAGGACAUUCCAGAGGCUCACACUUGGACUGAUAGUGUCACUUCCUCCAGUGCCCACAGUGCCUUAGAACUUAUACAGACUCAUGGGGAUCGAAUUGUUUGGACAUAUAAUGCGCCGGACUGGUGGAUACGUCUACAUGGUGAUCGGAUGCCCCGAAGUAUUGAAGAACUUGAGCAGUGUCAACGACAGUCAAUGUCAAUUACGCAGAUGUCUUCCUCUUCUUCUGGGGGAUCUGACAGUACACGAGAUGGUGUGGAAUCCCCAACGUCAAUUUCAUCAUCUGUAAUGUCGAGCAACUCGAGCAAUGUCAAUCAGCAUCCUAUUAACCCUCUCCCUCAGCGAAAUGGAGAUUUCAGCCAAUCUGAGGCAAUCUCCAACAUCUCAAGCCCUGACUUCCAGGAGGAAGAGACUCUGGACAUUCUUUCUGCAAGAGACCUGCUGAUGGAAGGCAGUGAUGCAAGUGACAGUGAUUCAACUUUAAUGGCAAGCAUCCCUCGUGAUCCAGAGUCAUCGCAUCGCAUUGUAAUUGAAGUGAAAGGUCCUGAUAAAGAUGGUAUUGGGAGUCCUCAAAAGGGAAAAAGCGGUCGACCACAAAUCUAUCAGGAACUCCGAGAAAAUCAAGAUAGUCCUCCCCUGUCUGAAGACGAAAGUGACAUUGAAUCUCUCCAUAGUUACCACUAUAGUCCAAAAGGAGUAGAUUUGCCAUCUGCAAUAAGGCUUGCAAAACGAUUAUACAUGUUAGAUGGGUUCAAAAAGUCUGAUAUCUCAAAGCAUUUAUGUAAAAACAAUGACUUCAGUAGAGCAGUGGCAGAUGAAUAUCUAAAACAUUUUGAUUUCAGUAGAGAAACUUUAGAUAUUUCUUUGCGCAAAUUUUUGAGGCAAUUUAGUUUGACUGGUGAAACCCAGGAGAGAGAGCGGGUACUUGUGCAUUUUUCAAAACGUUACUUAGAUUGUAAUCCAGGCUCUUUCAACUCUCAAGAUGCUGUUCACACCUUAACUUGUGCAAUAAUGUUAUUGAAUACAGAUCUUCAUACGCAAAAUGUUGGGCGUAAAAUGUCAUGUGUUGAAUUCAUAGAUAAUUUAGCAGAACUAAAUGACGGUGACAACUUCCCAAGAGAAGUUUUGAAAUUACUCUAUCAAGCCAUCAAAAUGUAUCCAUUAGAGUGGGCUCUUGAUGGUGAUGGAGAUGAAUGUGUUGGAGACAUUCAAGCCAAGCAACAGGCGCAGCAACAGUCUGUUCCCCAGAGAGGGACUCAAGGUGGCUUAGGUAGUUUCUGUAACCUUGGAAUGAAUCCCUUCCUUGACGUUCCAAACGCUGCUUCAGCAAUAGAAUACAAGAAAGGAUAUGUCAUGCGGAAGUGCUGUGUUGAUGCUAAUGGCAAACGAACCCCGUUUGGCAAGCGAGGUUGGCGCAUGUAUUGUUGCACCCUCCGGGACAUGGUUCUUUACCUGCACAAAGAUGAGCAUGGCUUUCGCAAGAAUCAACUCUCGGACAAUUUGCACAAUGCUAUUCGUAUUCACCAUGCCCUUGCAACCAAGGCCACAGACUACACCAAGAAACAGCAUGUCUUUCGCCUCCAAACAGCUGAUCAGGCUGAGUAUCUUUUCCAGACUAGUGACUCCAAAGAACUGCAGUCAUGGAUAGAUACAAUCAACUUUGUAUGUGCAUCAUUUUCAUCUCAACCACUGGCAAGUGCUGUGGGAUCGCAAAAGAAGUUCCAGCGCCCUCUCCUUCCUUGUAGCCACACAAAAUUGAACUUGAGGGAACAACUUAGAGAUCAUGAAGAACGUGUAUUGAGAAUUGAGGCAGAGCUGGAAGAAUUACGGAAGGGGGAGAAAGAUGGAAACAGUAAUAAGUCUCUGAACGCUCAUGGCCACAAGGAAAGAGAUAUUUUCCUUCAGCAUGAGUUGAAACGAUACAAGACCUAUGCUUAUUUGCUGCGGUCACGUAUGUCGCAUUAUCCAGAAUUGGUCGAACCGCUGCUGGAUGAUAGUCGCUUCGCGGAGGCUAUUACAGAGGAAGAAAGUCCUUGCUCACCACCUUCCAACAGGUACAGUUAUCGUGCUGCCAUCUACAACUCGUCUAUGGCCGGGCCAGCCCGCAGUGGUGUGGAAAGUUAUGCUGCUGAACUUGGCUGACGUAUGCUUGGGGUGUUUUCGGCAUGCGUAUUGUAAAGACAUAAAAAAACAACAAAAAACAACAAAAACUUACCUGCAUGCCUAUUGGUGUUGGCUGUUCCCUCCCAACCCCACCCCUUUCCCAAUUCAUUUUUUCAUUUUCAAGAGUGAGACAUUGUUAGCUAGCAGCUAAGGUACCACUAAAAACUCUACCAUACUAGAUGUUGAACUUCAUCAACUGUUUCUUGACUUGUCAAAUGUGUUCUUGUUUGUUGCUCUUGUACUCAUGAACCAAAGGAAAUGUAAUUAAUUAUGUGCCAGUCUUGUGAUCAAUGAAAGUACUAUUUGUUGUAGAAUGAAUCCUAGCACAUUUAUUUUCGCUCGCCGAAUGCUGUGCCAGUGUGUGCCAAUAGUCAGCUCUGCUCUUGCCCUUAAAGUGAAGUAGUUUCAUCAGUACAUUUCAGUUUGUUAGUCCUCAUUUUUAUUAGGUUUGAGAGUGUCACUCUAACAUUUCUGAUCUAUUUAUGCAAUGUCUCUAAAGUUGUCAUUGCAGUAGUUCUUAGCAAUUGUGUAAAUAGUACUAAAUGUUGUGUCUAAUCAUAUCAGAAACUAUAUUUUGGUAUCUAAUUGUCUCUUGUUAUUGCUGCUGAGUUCUUGUGCUCAGAGUUAUUUAAACUAUAUUUAUUAGAAAAUAGUGAGUGCUCCAUUAAGUUCAAUGGUUUCAUACUAGAAAUUGUCUUGAUUAUAACACAAGGCAAUUGGGUUGUUAAUGUGGUGUUGGUGUGCCCGAGCUGGAUGUGUACAUCAAAUUUCCUCCUGUAACUAAUUAUGAUUUUAGUUGACUAUCCCUGUUAUUGUUAUCUCAUUGGUUUUAAUAUCUACCCUCUUUUGUUGCCUAUGGGUUUAGAUUUGAACUCACUUUUUGCCUUGGCGUUAUUGCACUUACCUAUGUUUUGUGCCUCCUCGUUUUCAUGUAACACCCCUCAGUUUUGUCUGACAAGUUGGUGAUAACUUCCCUUCUUUCAGUCUUAAUAAAGUUCUGGCUGUGAGUUUUAUAUUUUAUUCAAUAUGAGCAAAUUUUGGAAAGCAAUUUCAUUGCAAUACAUACAUGUAGGUAAUCUCUAAUUUUAAAGAUGAGCCGUAAAGUUUCUUUGAGCUGGAAUUUAGACGUUUCUCUUAUUAAAUCAGAUUACUCUUAAGUGUUCAUUAAUUUGUUGCAUUUACAGUGAGUUAUUUUAAAAUGUGAUAUUUAUGAGGCAAUUUGGUUGAAAGUGAGCUUUUAUGGAAUAAUUGCUAGGAGAGUUUUCUUGAUCUUUUUACUGAUAUUUGCAAUCAGUAUUGCUUGUUUGGUACUCUGCAAGGAAAGUAGAGCUAAAUUUUAAUCUUCAGGUAUAGUACUAUAAAGUUGGUCAUUUCCCAAGUAAAGAGUAAAACAGUGCCCUUAAGACACAACUGUUCAAUGGAAACAAUUAUUUUAGUGUGAAAUGUGCCUUUUUAAAGCUUAAUGUUUGCACUAACCCAUAGCAGCUAGGUAUAUUUUAACUAUUAAUGUUAUUUGGUCUUCAACAUCUGUCUUUAAUGUGUGGCCUGUAGUAUUGACAUUCAUCUAGUCAACUUUUGAUUUUUCAAGUUAUGCAUGCUUUUGUUGUUAAUGUGUCACAUCUUUGUAAAUAAUUGAGGAAUGAAUUGUUAUGGUUACUAAGCAUUCUAAUAUGAGUGCCUGCCGAGGGUAUUGUAGUCAGUUGAUUUUACCUAUCUCUUUUUUUUCUUUUCUUUUCUUUUCUUUUUUUAUUAUUUGGUAUUGGGAUCUCAUUUUUAAUGCGUCUACCAAUAAUCUUAUCUUAAGUGUUCAUUUGAUGGAUUACACUCGCAUGUAAAGGUAUUUGUGAGGUACUAUACAACAAAGUUUUCUUUUGUAAUUUUUGAUUUUUAACAGUAGAUAAAUUUCAUAAACAUUUAGUUUUAGUCUUGAAAAAUUGCUCUAAGAAUACUGUUGCAAAUUCCACAGAUAUUUGUGUAAUGCCCGCCAAAUGUACUGUAAGUGUGUCCAGGUUAUAGUGGUUUUAAUAUGAGGGACAAGGAAGAAUCCAAAAUUCUCACAAACAUUGUGUUGUCAUUGUUACUGGACCAUUUGGUGAUUGGACACCAUAAACUUAUUUUAAAAAUGACUGAACAUUUCAUUGAAAGUAUUUAAGACUUUAAAAUUCCUAUUGUAAUGUCAAAAUCUUUGUAAAAACUAUGGCUUAAGUGAGGACAGCGACAAGGAGAUCUUUAUCCUCUGUGCUUUUAUGUCAAAUCAGUGUUACAUAUUUUGAUUGACAAGUCAUGUUGUUUUUAGUUUGAGGGGCGUAUAGUGUUGGGUUCUUUUUGAGGGACAUGCUAGUAGUGGAGGUAAAUGUUAAUAGACUUAAGUUUUUUAAUGCUCAAUAAGUGUAAUGAACUACUUGUGGAUGUUGUAAAUCUUGAUACAAAAUAGGAUUCUGCUUGCCAAAAUCAGAUCAGAACUUCCAUUUUCAGUUGCAGUUUGAAUCUCAUGACACUUAGUUAAAUGGCACCUUUUAGUAACUUUGUAUCUUUAACUAACCAAUAGAGUAUCUCCAACUAACAGAUACUAAGCGACCAACUUCUUUUUUUCUCCCGGGUUAAGGCAUUGUGUAUGAAAUGGGGGAAAAGCAUGCCAGUCUUUUAUUGUCAAAACAAUCGGGGCCUAAUGUGAGAGUCAUAAUUAGUGACAAUUCUUUGGAGUCUACAUUAGUUCAAUGAUCAUUUUCAUUUGCACGUGUUACUACAAGAAAGGGAUUCUUUCCACAUUUUUCCUAUUGAAAUGCAUGAUAAAUUUCGAUCUAAAGUAUUUCUGUAAAUCUUCCAUUUCCUUUUCCUGAUUUUCUAUGCUUGUGUAGCUUGCACCAUUUAUCCAUAUUUUUAUUUUUGUUUUAAUCAAAUCCCAUUUGUACUGCCCAUUUCUUUUAAGUCUGCCUACCAGAGCAAUAAGUUAAUAUGUUUGUGCAUGCAGGCAGUAACUCCGCAGUGUUCCACCAGCGGCCGCAGUCCGCAGUCUUCCCAACAUCCUGGCCACUUGAGAGGGUCUGUGCAAUACCCAUUUUCAGAGAAACAGCAAGGUUUCUGCUUUUUAUUUUAUCGGUUCUAAGUAAUGAGUCAAUUCUUGCUCUGGCUUCUAGUCAAUGUUUUUUUGGAGUGUGCAGUUAAUUUGUAUAUUUUGAAUAUUGAGUAUUAUUUUGUUUCUGGAAUGGGAAACUGUUAUGCAUUUGAAGCCACAUGGCAAAUUAGAUGUUAAAGCAAUCAAGACUUUUAAUUUUUAUUGUUGUUAGUAUGUAUGUUUGACAAGUCGAAACAAAUAAUCCUCACACCGGUGCUAAAAUGUGUAGAGUUUAAAGUAAAGGCUAUUUGUAGAGCUAGUCUUAAAAUUUUAUUAAAGCUCUGCUCUGCUCUAUGAGCUGUUGUUUUAUGUUUAUUUAUAGUUUUAAGAUUGUACGCAAUGUGACCUUGUGUAUCGUUCAGGCAAUUUUUUUUUUUUGUCUUGCCACAGUGAGUCAACCUCUUCCACCUCAUGGAAGUGGAAGGUUAUCAUAACAUACUUAUAACCAUUGCAUAUUUAAAGUUUUAUUGUUUUUGUGCUAUGAGCAAAAUGUUGUUGUUGUUUUUUCCAACUUAUCAUUGGCAUCUCAUUUUGUUUUAAAUUCACUGUUUUACCAAAAAUAAGAUGAGAAACCAACUUUCUUCAGUAAAGUUUAAAUACAACUUUACUUUUUAUAAAAGUUUGUGAGGUUCUAUUCAAACAUUGUUCACAAAAAGUUCUCGGUUGAUGUAUUAUAAGACUGCUGAUUUAGUACUUUCAAAAAUUUGAAAAUCAAGUUACGAAUUUCUUGCCCAUAGGUAAAACUAUUGCACUUAACACUGCUCACAUUAAUUGUUCACUGUAAUUGUUAACGAUUUGUGUACUGAAAAAGUAUUAUUGUGAAGCUGCCAAUACUUUUCUUCAGAGUUGAUUUUACAGUUUAUGUAUCUAUCUUCCAAGCUUUGCUCAUUUUUGUUUUGUUUUGUUUCUGAAAUUUAGCUUUAAAAGCUUUUAUAUCUUGCUGGUGCUGUAUUUUCAAAAGUUCAAUUUUUCUCCGAUUUCCUGAGGAAUGUUGGGAAGCGUGAUCCCUUCUCUUAUUGGUCAGAACACAAUUUUGUGUAAAAAUACUGCGCCAUACUACUUGAAUUAGUCUGCAUCCAUGCUGUCGACACUUUGUAGACAUUCCUGUAUGAUUUUUGUGGGGGAAAAGGGUGCUGUAGAUGAUAUCCAAUCUUUUCAUUCCCUUCUCAUUCCUUGUGUUUCUCUUUAUUAAAUGAAACUGUAUGGAAACCAUUUUGAAUUCAGAUUUGUAGUGUCACUAUGGGAUGUAAAUGGGAUCAAAAUGCUGCACCUUUUUUUUCUUUUACUUUUUAAGUAGUCAAAAACUUUCAUCUCCCUUUUCAUUAAUUUUUAGCAUUUUUCUUUAGGUAAUCAGUCACAGACUGAAAUCUUGUUCUUAGUCAUUGCCGCUUUCAUAUUUUUGUGUGAUUGUUAAGGGUGUUUGAAAUGUUGUAAAUUUAGAAUUGAAAUUUAACCUUGAGGAUUUAAUGUUACUUAGCCUCUGAACUAUGUGAUGGAUAUCUAAGACUGUGCUUGUGUUACAAAGCAUUGAUGGUUCGAAGAUCACACAUUAAUUAGGGAGCAAGUCACAAAUUUUGUUUUUAUAUUCUAACAUCAAAAUUUGUUGAUUUUUGUUAUGUGGUCGGUCAUCAGCUAAUGACAUCAGAAUGGCUUUAGACAAGCUGUCUUGAAGUGUGUAUUUCACUGAUGUGUUAAGUGUUUUCUCUCAUUCCUACACGGAGGUGCGCAAUGAGUAACUAAUUUGUAAUUUGUAAUAUUCAUUUGAAUAGAAACCUGUUCCCUGCCGGUUAUGAGCAACUCAAUAUUUAUUAUUCAAAUAAAGAUGUUUGAGCCAUUA
Molecule: messenger RNA, 9299 nt
Organism: Frankliniella occidentalis (western flower thrips)
Lineage: Eukaryota; Metazoa; Arthropoda; Insecta; Thysanoptera; Thripidae
Gene: Efa6
Product: PH and SEC7 domain-containing protein
Exons: 20
Coding region: 835-4326 (1163 amino acids)
Biological process (GO): regulation of ARF protein signal transduction
Molecular function (GO): guanyl-nucleotide exchange factor activity; protein binding; phospholipid binding
Source: RefSeq, a predicted model, not a curated record